AUGCUUGGCCUCGGCGCCGACGAGCAGAUCAGCGAAGAUGAAGCGCGAAAACGACGGGAACAACUUAAUAGACGGCCAUCAUAUCGGAUGAUCCUCAAGGACCUCGAGACGGCCGACAAGAAUUUGAAAAAAGAGCCUGAAGACACGCCACCCGCGUCCAACGAGCCACCCCCACAGCUUCAAUUGCAUGUCCAGAUACCCUCGGCAGCCCGAUUGCCGGGUCCAUCGGCUUCUCCAUACGGAUCGCCACUUGGGUCAUCACUUCUACCUCCUCCAGCAACCACAGCUCUUUCGCAUCCGCUCGGGUUUCCGCUGAACGGGGACCUGCAGCAACCCAUUCAUCUUGGGGACUACAAUUCGGCAGCUAUCGCCGCGGCCGUGGUUGCCGCGUCGCAAAACCGCCAACUGACGCCGACGUCGUCUCAGCACGAGUUGCCCUCGCAGGGUACUCCAUCGGGCAGCACAGGCCUGCUGCUGCCCGGUGCCGAGCUGCACGGCCUAAAGCCUCCCUCGAUGGGGGAGAUCCCGACAAACCCCUUUGCCAAUCAUGUCGGCGGUCAAAUUGUCGACUGGCAGCAACAGCUGCUCUCCGGCUACAACUCCUCCCCAUCCCCAUCUGGGAUGGGACGUGGGCUCGGUGGAUGCGAAGAUGAAUCAACGCGAAAGCGACAGGUACGUCUUCUAAAGAACCGCGAAGCGGCCAAGGAAUGCCGGCGAAAGAAGAAGGAGUAUGUGAAAUGCCUCGAAAACCGGGUGGCCGUCCUCGAAAAUCAGAACAAAGCCCUGAUCGAGGAAUUGAAGACCCUGAAAGAGCUCUAUUGUCGAAAGGAAAAACAAGAAAGCCUA
Molecule: messenger RNA, 846 nt
Organism: Mesorhabditis spiculigera
Lineage: Eukaryota; Metazoa; Nematoda; Chromadorea; Rhabditida; Rhabditidae
Source: the annotation of a GenBank genome assembly